AUGGAUAAAGCUCCUCAAAAUGAAACCUCCACGAAUGAGGAUGGACCCAGCAAGACAUCCGUUGAUGAGACAAAUACGGUCAAUUUUUCUGAUGUAAAUCACUUUUUCCGCUCUUGUACGUGGCCUCUACGCGUUCCUGGUCGCACUUGUAAAGGGAAUCGUCUCUUUAGGCUUUUAAAUCUUCAAUGUCAAGAAGGUGCUUUGUUUUCCGACAGUGAUCACCAUCGGUCUCCCGGUUCUUCGCGGUCGAUCCUCUCACGAGCAACACAAUUGGCUCUCCGUCAUCUCGACUUAGGCUCUUUCGCACCUGAUCAAUUAUCGAAAGUGUUGAAUAAGCGAAUGCCAGCGGCAGCUUCUGGAAGGUCGACUACGGCUAUGUCCGAAAAUUCUCGGUUGGCCAGCCCUCCGCCCUCAGAACUUUCUAGCAUCUCAUCAGAUGAGGUACAAUCUUUUUCCAGACAUCUUGCACUUAUAAAUAAAUGUCCUGCCUACGAGCAUUCAUGUAAUUUAAAGCGUUCUACUGCGGUCCCGAGGAAUGGAAUUCUUUCCACCAGAUCUUCGCAUCGUGGUGGGCAUCGAGCGGCUUCCUUCACCUUCCUUGCCGAGGAUGCCCCAUCAAGGAAAUUGGAGGAUCAGGAAAUUUCUACAGAAAGUGGAUACGUUGUCUCUUCCGCUACUCCCGGUGCCAGCAGCUCUGGUUCUUCUUCUUUUAAACGGAAACCUAACACCACUCGUUACCAUCAGGUGCGAAUAAUUGAUAAUCGACUAAAGAAACCUGCUGAUGAAGCAGCUCUUCAUCAUGCGCGUCACCAUAUCUCUCCUUUGGAUCGGUUUUCGCAAUCUUACGCGUCGAAUGACGAGGAGGAUGGCGACGAAGAGUCAGGUCAGGAGGAACAGUUAGCAUCCUCUGUCUCGGCAUCCACUACCAAAGAUACCAUGGCUUUAACAGCUCCCACUUCAUCUAUUUUGGUAAUCAACCCUACUGCGGGUGGUAAUAAUGGCACACAAAAACAUGUCAUACUUCUCACCGGCUCAUCGGAUCCCUCUCCAUCUAUACCCAGCUCUGAAGGAAAUGAGCUGCGUGAUGUAGAACCACCUUCGAUCCCUCCCACACUUGUCUCACUUAACACAGGUGGGGUCCAUUUGCCUUCAGACAAGCGCCGUCACUCUAGCUUUGUUCCUGCCUCAAUCAAUGCCAUGGUGCCGGGUAAACGCGGUGGCGGUGGGACAGGGGCCCUGAAGCGAUGCAACACCGCCUCCUCAGUGUAUAGUUGCAAUGCUGGUGGAGAACAAACGCCACCAACACCAGCCAAGUCAACAAUAAAAGCUGCCUCGGUCAGACGCCAUCAGGAAUGUGAGCAACGGAGGCAGAGAGCGUCUCUUCCCUUCUCAUCUCGGCCUCGACAUCCCAAUAGCUCGCCCGGUCUCUCUAGGCAUGUUAUCUCUUCUGAUGAGGUAGAAACCGACAACGGUGGCGGUGGUAUUGGUGGGAAUUCGAGUCGAUUUUCCACUCCGAUGGAGCCGAUCUGCGUGGUCAACCUAGCCACGCCUGUGAGUCACAUUCAACUUGCUGUCGAGAAUUUAGACGCGUUCUUGGUCACUCAUGGACCUGAACAGGAAUUUACCUUGUUUUACAGCCAAUUUUGCCCAUCAGUUUGGGCCUAUUUUCUUGCAGCAGCAAUCAGCGAUGCGCACUACCUUUUCCUUGUUGGUUGA
Messenger RNA from Hydatigera taeniaeformis, 1716 nucleotides. The record is from the annotation of a GenBank genome assembly. Lineage: Eukaryota; Metazoa; Platyhelminthes; Cestoda; Cyclophyllidea; Taeniidae.